Molecule: messenger RNA, 1216 nt
Organism: Acinonyx jubatus (cheetah)
Lineage: Eukaryota; Metazoa; Chordata; Mammalia; Carnivora; Felidae
Gene: FGF19
Product: fibroblast growth factor 19
Exons: 3
Coding region: 178-837 (219 amino acids)
Biological process (GO): fibroblast growth factor receptor signaling pathway; positive regulation of cell population proliferation; positive regulation of protein phosphorylation
Cellular component (GO): extracellular region; cytoplasm
Molecular function (GO): growth factor activity; fibroblast growth factor receptor binding
Source: RefSeq, a predicted model, not a curated record
AUAAGGUCGCUGGCCUGGAGCCACCGCGCCGUCGGAGCAGGAGCGCUGAGCGCCCAGGCGCCCGGAGCGCACCGUUGCUCGAGGGACGCACCCCGUCUCGGCACGCACAGCCCUGCUACCGUCCAGCCUCCCGCACCCUCGCCGCCAGAACUGCGCCCCGAGCCCGAGGGAGGUGCCAUGCGGAGCGCGCCGAGCCAGUGCGCGGUAACCCGCGCCCUGGUCCUAGCCGGUCUCUGGCUGGCAGCAGCCGGGCGCCCCCUAGCCUUCUCGGACGCGGGGCCUCACGUGCACUACGGCUGGGGUGAGCCCAUCCGCCUGCGGCACCUGUACACCGCCGGCCCCCACGGCCUCUCCAGCUGCUUCCUGCGCAUCCGAGCCGACGGGGGGGUUGACUGCGCGCGGAGCCAGAGCGCGCACAGUUUGGUGGAGAUCAGGGCAGUCGCUCUGCGGACCGUGGCCAUCAAGGGCGUGCACAGCGUCCGGUACCUCUGCAUGGGCGCCGACGGCAGGAUGCAAGGGCUGCUUCAGUACUCUGCUGGGGACUGUGCCUUCCAAGAGGAGAUCCGCCCCGACGGCUACAACGUGUACCGGUCCGAGAAGCACCGUCUCCCCGUCUCUUUGAGUAGUGCCAUACAGAGGCAGCUGUACAAGGGCAGAGGGUUUUUGCCCCUGUCCCAUUUCUUGCCCAUGCUGCCCGGCAGCCCAGCAGAGCCCAGGGACCUCCAGGACCACGUGGAGUCGGAGAGGUUUUCUUCACCCCUGGAAACAGACAGCAUGGACCCUUUUGGGAUUGCCACCAAAAUGGGGUUAGUGAAGAGUCCCAGCUUCCAAAAGUAACUGAGGCUCUGGCCUCCCUCCCUCCCUCCCCCGCCUGUAGAGGCCAGGACCCCAGACCUGGUGUGUUUGCAAACUGGGUUCCGGCUGUGCUUCUACAAGUACAACCCUGUUCCUUUUAGCUUUAGGAAGAAACGUAGAGAACUUGUACGUAAACAGAGUUUUACAUUGGCUGUGCCAGCUCUUAGCGGAUAGACUUGCAUGAUCGUGAAAUUGUAAGCCCUCCUGCACCCAGCACCUUCACCAUCGCUGGAUGAUUGGCUGUGGGGCCCUGAUACUGCUUGAAUAUCUCCACGGACCUGGGGGCUCACUACCUUUGGGAAGGUACUUACCGCCAAGCUGAAAUUUCCUGCGGUUCUUUGUCGUCUCCAGCGGGGGGGGG